UUCUCUUCAUCACCGUACCUGAGCUCUGACGUCACACCACCAGGUGGCAGCCGUGUACAGAUGAACAGUCCAGUGUGAAGUCAGAGUGAAUGACCACUUCACUUCCUGUCACGUGACUGCACCAGCCGCUUAACAAAGUUGAAUGAAUGAAAUCAAAGAGGCUCUGGGACCAUUUCCGGCCCAGUCGUGUUGCACGUGUGUGAACCGUGAAACGUCACAACAAGUAAAUCAGAGUUCAGGCGCCGGAGCGGACUGGGGUCUGUGUUCUCGUCUCUCCGGUGUGUGCUGGUGGAUCGUGUCGGUCCGGGGGGACGAGGCUCCUCACGGAGACUAUGAGAAGAUGAAGCGGGUUCUGUGGAUCGUGGUGUUUUUACUGCGGAGCCUCGGAGGGAGCGGUGUGAUGUUUACGAAGCACCCGUCCAAUCAGACGGUGUCUCAGGGGAACGCGGUCCGACUGGGUUGUGCAGUUCAGGGUCUAACGGAGCCGGACAUCAUGUGGAUGAAGGACGGAGACAAACUGUUCAGCACCGACCAGAUGUUCAUCACCCUGGGAGACAAACACUGGGAGACGUUCCACAGUGUGAAGUCUGUGCAGCAGCAGGAUGCAGGUCAGUACUGGUGUGAGGUGGAGUUCCAUGGUCUGACGUUCUCCUCUGAACGAGCCUGGAUCACCGUGGAAGGCGUCCCUCACUUCCUCCUGGAGCCUCACGACGUGGCCACGUUCCCCAACAAGCCCUUCAACAUCACCUGUGCGGCGGUCGGCCCCCCUGAGCCGGUGGAGGUGCUGUGGUGGGUGGGUGGGGUCCAGAAGGGAGUGUCCAGACCGUCCCCCUCUGUCCUGUACGUCCCAGGAGUGAACAGCAGCGUCAAGUUUUAUUGUGAAGCAAAGAACGCCAGAGGAAUCUCAGUGUCCAGGACCGGCACAGUUCACAUUAAAGUGUUGCCUGCGGCUCCAGUUGAACUCCAGGUGCUGAGCAUGAUGAACAACAACGUCACAUUGUCAUGGAGACCUGGAUUCACAGGUCACUCUGAGCUGUCCACCUGCAUCGUCCAGGUGUGGAGGCGGGCGGUCCGGAGGGGUGACCUCCCCCAGCAGAGGGUUUUGGUUCCUCCUCACCUCCACGUCCUGUCAGGUGUGAGGAGUCACUCUAACUACAGUGUGAGGGUGGCGUGUGUGAAUGAGGUGGGGGCGUCGCCCUUCUCCCCCUGGCUCCACCUCCAGACACCUGAGGCAGUGCCCUCGGCAGCCCCCAGGAACCUGACCUUUGACCUGUCAGAGCAGCAGCUGGGUCUGAACUGGGCGGAGCUUCAGGAGGAGGAGCUGCAGGGCAAACUGCUCGCCUACAAGGUGCAAUGGACUCUGGGAGGAGAACCUCAGGAGCCUCUGCUGUUUAAGGAGAACCGGGCUCACCUGACGGGGGGAGGACGUUUCUUCAACGCCUCCUUCCAGGUAUCCGGCUGCACCUCAGUGGGCUGUGGACCGUGGAGCCCCCCGGUGGUGGUGCUGCCUGCUGCAGGUACACCUCAUUGUCCCACCGUGGUUCAUAUAACAUUGCAGGUCCAGGUCCAGCGGAGCCACAUGUGGGUCGGUGUGCUGCUCGGUCUGUUCGUUGCCACCGUGGCCGCUCUGCUGCUGUUGGCCGUCGCUCACCGUCGAGGGAAGGAGACGCAGUUUGGUUGGGUCUUUGACUCUCCUGGUCCUCAGAACUCUGUGUCCUUCACCGCUGCUCGUUCCUUCAACAGAAACUGUGCUGAGACACACAAGUCGACACUGGACAAUCUAGGUAUAAACAAUGACCUGAAGAACAAACUGCAGGACGUCCUGAUUCCAGAGAGACAGCUCACACUGGGUCACAUGCUGGGGAAAGGUGAGUUCGGCUCGGUGCGUGAAGCCUUCCUGAAGACUGAGGACACGUCCAUCCACAAAGUUGCCGUCAAGGUUCUGAAAUCUGACAUCACUUCGUCAGGAGACAUCGAACAGUGUCUGAAGGAGGCGGCCUACAUGAAGGACUUCCAUCACCCCAACGUCAUUCAGCUCAUCGGAGUGAGUCUUCAUCGGCGUCCAGGCCAACGGCUCCCGAUCCCCAUGGUGGUUCUUCCCUUUAUGAAACAUGGAGAUCUGCACACGUUCCUCUUGCUGUCGAGACUGGGCGAGACUCCAUUUGACCUGUCCCUUCAGACUCUGGUCCAGUUCAUGUUGGACGUGUCCCGGGGAAUGAACUACCUGAGCAGCAGGAACAUCAUCCACAGAGACCUCGCCGCCAGGAACUGCAUGCUGGAUGAGAACAUGAAUGUGUGUGUUGCAGACUUCGGCCUCUCAAAGAAAAUCUACAGUGGAGAUUAUUACAGACAAGGUUCCGUCUCCAAACUGCCGGUGAAGUGGAUCAGUCUGGAAAGUCUGUCUGAUAACGUGUACACGAGCCAGAGCGAUGUGUGGGCGUUUGGCGUCACCAUGUGGGAGGUCAUGACUAGGGGUCAGACUCCGUAUCCCGGCGUGGAAAACUCUGAGAUCUACGAGUUUCUGAUCAAAGGAGAACGACUGAAGAAACCUCCGGACUGCAGGAGCGAUAUUUAUGAGCUCAUGCACAGCUGUUGGAGUCCAGUUCCCAAAUGUCGUCCUAGUUUCCACCAUCUGGUGCGACAGCUGGAGGCGCUGUGGCUCAGCCUGGGCCCCGCCCCCCCACAGAGGGAGCCCCUGCUGUACAUGAACCUGGAGGGGGAGGAGCCAUGCGGGGAGGGGGAGGAGCUGGGCCGGGAGGGAGGAGGGCAGGAGGCGGCGGCCUCCAGCGGUAGCGUCCCCUGGCAGCGGCGAGCGGGAGCCGAGGAGAGGGACUGGCUGAUGGCGGCGUCCGGGGCGGCGCUCGCCAUCGGAGGAGACUACAGGUACAUCAUGGGCCCCUGUGGGGGCCCCGAGGAGGAGGAGGGGGGUAGGAGGAGGGAGUCGAUGGACACAGUACAGGAAGAUGACGAGGACGACGCCGUCAUUAACGUCUGACUGAGACAGAUCAAUCAUCAGGGACGCAGCAGCAGGUGGGGGGAGACAGACUGACGCACAUUAACCUUCUCUAACCUCGAGUGACAUCAUCGACCAGCUUUGUGUCAGAGUGACGUCUCACUCUGUUCGAACAGCAGAUGAUCACACUGAUCAGAUGUCCACAGACUUUUGGCCGCGUGGAGGCAGAGACACGUCGCCAAGUAACGGAUCAUUUAAUAACCACGCCGCGGUCACAUGACUGUGGUUGUCGGACCGGACUGGACUGAACCCGUCCAGACCCUCUACAGGUCCACUGUCUCAGUCCCUCCCGACUGUGACGGCGCCACGACAACGAACCAUGUGAUCAAACUGAUUCUUGUUUCUGGUGUAAAAAGAGGUCGACAGUGUUUUAGUUUCAUUCAACUUUAUUGAACUAUUUCAUAAAUCACGUCUUACAGGAAAACUAAUCAAUCGUAGAUCAAUUACUAAUCAACUGAGGAUCAACGACCACGAUGACUUCCUGAUGGUCACAUGGAGCAGGUGUCGUUCACUCGAACUUUAACCUUUGACAUGUCGACUCACAUGAAUUAUUGGAAUAAAAAUCUGCAGAUUCAUCAAUAA
Molecule: messenger RNA, 3595 nt
Organism: Scophthalmus maximus (turbot)
Lineage: Eukaryota; Metazoa; Chordata; Actinopteri; Pleuronectiformes; Scophthalmidae
Gene: tyro3
Product: TYRO3 protein tyrosine kinase
Exons: 20
Coding region: 143-2995 (950 amino acids)
Biological process (GO): cell migration; cell surface receptor protein tyrosine kinase signaling pathway; phagocytosis
Cellular component (GO): signaling receptor complex
Molecular function (GO): protein binding; transmembrane receptor protein tyrosine kinase activity; ATP binding
Source: RefSeq, a predicted model, not a curated record